Colossoma macropomum (tambaqui) is the source of this 1477-nucleotide messenger RNA. It is a transcript of the gene ca4b, whose product is annotated as carbonic anhydrase IV b. Gene Ontology annotation, cellular component: plasma membrane. The record is from RefSeq and is a predicted model, not a curated record. The coding region runs from base 57 to 974 and encodes 305 amino acids. Lineage: Eukaryota; Metazoa; Chordata; Actinopteri; Characiformes; Serrasalmidae. Gene Ontology annotation, molecular function: zinc ion binding; carbonate dehydratase activity. The transcript has 8 exons.
ACUGUAAAGUAGUGAUUAACUAGUUGGAGCUCUCUGGUCACUGCAGCCAAAUAAGGAUGUUUGCUUUUUACUUAUUUGCUCUUUUUGCUUCUAUCUUGAGGAUUGCUGUGUGUGCAGAUUGGUGCUAUGAGUCCCAAUUCUCCUGUGACCACAAAUGCAACGAACCGAAUCAAUGGACGGAAGUAUCAGCAUCCUGUAAUGGAACAAGCCAGUCACCUAUUAAUAUUGUAACAAAGAAGGUUGCAGUUAACAGUACCCUCACACCACUUGGAUUUCAAGGCUACCAAGAAGCGUUCCAUAGCAUUAUCACAAACAACGGCCACACAGUCAAGCUCAACCUGUCAGGCACUGCAAAGAUUAGUGGCGGAGAUCUAGGGGCAACUUACAAAGCAGUGGAGCUCCAUUUCCACUGGGGCAAGGACGGUGGGCCUGGAUCAGAGCACACUAUUGAUGGAGAGCAGUAUCCUAUGGAGAUGCACAUUGUUCACAUAAAGGAAAUGUACAGCUCCUUACAAGAAGCUGUUACAGACCCAGCUGGAGUGGCAGUUCUUGGAUUUUUGUAUGAGGAAGUCAGAAGCUCAACCAAAAGAUAUGAUUCCAUCAUAGACGCGCUUGCAAAUAUUACACACCCUGGCAGCAGUUUAGCCGUUGGGCCCCUGUCUUUGGACCUGCUUAUCCCUUCCCAAAAUGAGUUGAAAAACUACUUCCGCUACAAGGGCUCCCUCACUACACCCAACUGCUCAGAGUCAGUCAUUUGGACAGUAUUUCAAAACACCAUUCUGCUCAGCAAGUCACAGCUGUCUGCAUUCUCUGAGCUCCAGUUUGAAAAUGGGAUGACUAUGGUGAGAACAUUUCGCCCAGUGCAGCCACUGAAUGAUCGACCGGUCUACUAUUCUAGCAGUCAUGUUGCAUCUGUCAGCGCCAUAUUAGUUGUCAAUACCGUUCUCAUCACCUUUUUGACUCUGUUAGAAUGAAAGAAGUUACAGUCUUUUAGUGCUCAAAAUUACAUGGCUUUUAUUUUGAAUUUCAAUACGCUGUAAAACACAGAACCCUUACUCUUUGUUACGGUAAAUAGGUCUAUUGCAUGUGCUUCAACCCAUACGGAAAAGAAAAACAUGUAAAAUGUAUUUAUCAAACACAGUGGCCAAUUUUCUUAUGUACUUUGUUUAGUGUCUGGAAUGCAUUUUGGAAUGAAAUAAUGUAUUUAAAAUGUAUGUCAUAUAUGUAAAUAUAUAUAUAUGAAAAAAUGCAUGACCAUGACUUUUCUCCACAUCAGAAGUAAUGCUUUUAGUAUUUUGUCUUUUUAGUAAUAUAUUUGUAGUAAUUCAGUUUUUUUUCUUUGGUCUUAUUUGUUUUUUCACACUGGGAUUCACAUAUUUAUGCUUUAUGCUUAUGCUGUCCUCUCUUUACAUAUUUAGAAUGUAGUAGUGUUGGUGAAAUGGAAAGGAUGAAAAACAUUAAAAUAUUCUAAAUGUUA